Pestalotiopsis fici W106-1 is the source of this 981-nucleotide messenger RNA. RefSeq lists its product as uncharacterized. The transcript has a single exon. Bases 1 to 981 code for a protein of 326 amino acids. The record is from RefSeq and is a predicted model, not a curated record. NCBI's taxonomy places the organism in Eukaryota, Fungi, Ascomycota, Sordariomycetes, Amphisphaeriales, Sporocadaceae.
AUGAGGCGUUCGGAAGAAGCACAUGCUGCUGAGGCACACGACGAUGAUCCUCCGCCGCCAUACUAUUCGGCAGAUGAGGGUGCGGCACCGCCCCUGCCCGCCAGGCCCGGCGCGCCCGUCGUCGGCGACACCAAGAACAAUCCAUUCCUGUCCACAGACCUACCGGCCUCUUCCAGCAGGUCCAGCAGGUCGCCGCCCGCGUCGGCCUCGAGCGGGCGGCCCAAGAUGCCAACGCCAGUAAGGCCGACGGGCAAAUUCCCCGCCGAUCUCAACAUGUACUACCAAAAAGCGGUCGGCAACCCGACAUUUAAUCUUGGCGAGUCAGAAGACCGGCCGCACCUCUGCGUCACCUUUCACAGCAGUCUGACCUUUUCUGGCAACCCGUACUUUCUGCUACACUCGACGGCAAGCCCGGACUCGCCGCCCCUGGCGAUAGCCGAAAAAGCCGGCCGUCUGGGUCAGCGCGCCGAGAUCAAACUCCCGGCCGUGACGGGACCCGAUGAGGGGCCCGAUGCCGAGGACGUCGAGACCGAGGAGAUGAAGGCGCACGCCAGUCUGACCUCGGUGUCGUACACGUUUAGCGUGGAAACGGCGCCUGGCCGGCGCGAAAAGUUCGAGUGGCGCGCGUCCAAGGGCAACGAGGUCAAGGCCCUGGUGGACGGCAAAGCUCACCACGGUGGCGGACGCAAGUUGGUGCGUCUCGCGACCGAGGCUGACGGCGUGGGUGGCACGCGCGCGGUGCGGGACCAGGGCGCCUCGAGCGAUGGGCGCGAGGUUGUGGCGGUUUGGGCUGACAAUCCCAAGUGGAGCGGCAACAAGGCGGGCGCCCUGAGGUUCUUGGGAAGUGGUGCGUCGGGUGCGCUGGGUGGGCGUUUUGCCGUCAUGACGAUUGCCACCUCGAUUAGGAUUUGGGAAAUGAUGAAUGAGACGAGCUUACAGAGCGCCGCUACGGGAUCGCUUGGAGCUGGUAAUAGCGAGUGA